UCACACUGUCCUUUGCCUUACGCUGGUUUUAUCGUGCCGUGAAAGGGGCAUCAAUCUUAGGAGCUCUCGAUCGACCCAAUCCAUAGGCCAUGGGCGUCGUGGCAUCGCGCUCUUCUUCGCCACAGCGUAUCUCCCAGCCGGCAUCCCCGCGAGGUCGCUUAUCUCCGACGACCGAUGAUUGCUAAGCAACCUUAUCAGCCGCAAUUGCGGGUGUGCACACAGACAAGCCCGCUCUUCCAAAAUGGACCCCGCUUCGAAGUAACGGCCAGGCUGCCAUCGUCGCAGCAUUGGUUCCGGAAAUGCGCUGGUGUGUUUGCGUUGCGCUGCUGCUCGUCAUCUCUUGCUUGUGCGGCUCUGUGGUGUCCCAAGGUAACGUCGUACUUCGUCGCAACGGUUACACGGGCGUCACCAUUGCUCUCUCACCGCGGAUAUCGCAAGGAAGUCUGCCUGACGACUUUGCGCACACCGUCGCCGAGCUCGUCGAGGUGGCAUCGAAGAAGGUGUACCGAGAACUGGUUCCAGGUCGUGCCUUUUUCCGAGAGGUCACCCUGCUCGUUCCCAGUUCGCUCAGCGCUUCGAACAUCGUCGACAGCAACCGCAGCAGUGACGACGUUAAAAUCACGCUGAGCUCCAGACCCAGCUUCAGCUCCUCGCACUUCGUGAUCGAGCCCGACAAAGGCGCCCUUUUCGGUGAGCACCCGUACACCCUCCAGUAUGGCUCGUGCGGUGUCCAAGGCCUGCGAACGGUGCUGCCGUUCUCCUCUGUCGUCAAGAUCGACGGCAAAGCGAUGGCCGCGGAAUGGCUCCGCCUCAGGUACGGCGUCUUCAGUGAAGAGCCUCUGCCGAAUGACCCUCUGUACUCGCCAGACGCGAACGCCACGAAGCAGGGCGUUCUCUGCGAAACGCGAAGCGCUCUGCGCGUGAUUCUCGAGUCUGGCGAUUUUAGUGGCGUCAAUCUUGAGGGCGAGUCUCCGUACGAGCGCGCCAAGUUGAAUAUCGUCCAAGAGGCUCCGCUGCACCUCGUCGUCGUCUGGAAUGUCGAAUCGAGCGACCUGUCCACUCCCACGCCGUACGCGACGACACUCAUUGCGCUCAGGAAGUUUGCUCAGACACUGGUCCCCGAACACUCGAUGAUGGCGUUGGUGGCCUACAGUACGAGCGUGUUUUAUGCCGAUAGCAGGCUCAUUGUCAUGAAUACCAAGGAACAGAGAGAACUGUUCGCCAAAAGCUAUCCGACAUCUCGCCGUGACCCUUCAACUCUUGAGCGGGCAGUCGUCAAGGCUCUGGAACUGCUGGGCGCAAACGCACAAGGAUGGACGGGACCACAGGGCUCUAUUCUUUUAAUAUCUCACGACGACAUUCGUUUAGAAGACCUCAACGCUGCCAGGAAAAAGUUAGCCGGUAAGCAAGUCAGGGUUCACGCUCUGCUCCUUUCUAAAAGCGGCGCUGAAAACAAUGUUGAAAAGCUCUGCUCCGAAUACGACGGCAAUGUAUUUUUAGCCCAGUCUUACAACAAAAGAGCGCUAGCUUACACGCAGCAGACGAAUGCAAUCGCUGCGCUGGCAUUCAGCAAAACGUCUUACGGGGAGACUAAGGCCCCGAUAAUCUUGAAACAGAAAGUAAUAGACCCAGUUAAACAAGGUGCGGAAACCAUUGAGGUAUUUUAUGUUGACUCGGAAGGCUUGAUGACGCUCGGAGUGGACAUCAUAUUCGAGCAGACAGAUGAGGCGUCUUAUUAUGCAAACUACAUUGUACUUCAUUCACCGACAGAUAAAGUUUAUAAUGUAGGCAGCCCAGAACUGACAGGUCAGCUAUUUAAUGUUCAGCAAUUCAAGAUACAGAACGCUUCUGCCGGACAGUGGACGCUGCGGAUUAAGCCUGAGACGUCUAUGCCCAAUCCAGUGAAGCUUGAAGUUUGGCUUCAGACGUCUACGAUUGCCGAUCCGCCAAUUACGAUCACUGCCUGGCUUAGCUCCGAAUUUUCGAAUGUAGACCCUUCGAAGCCGUUUCUUAUCUACGCCGAAGUUCGGAAAGGCUCAAACCCUAUUCGCUACGUUAGCGUCACUGCAACAGUGGUCGAUCCAGAGGGAAACAUGACUGAAUUUCGUCUUGUGGACAACGGGGCCGGGAUCCCCGACAUCACCGCCGGAGAUGGAAUCUAUAGCCGAUACUUCACUGGAUUUUCGAAGAAGGGCCUCUAUACCUUGUCAGUGACUGCCGAAGGGUCCGAUCAGAGCGUCAUAGUUGGUGGCGCCGUGUGGAACGAAGCGUCGACAUCACCCCCAGCUCAAUGCUGUGGAAGUCAGUUUCCCGAAGAAGGGUCAGUGUCGUCAGGAUCGUUCGUGCGUCAUUUCGAAUACGGGUCGUUUUUCAGCAUCGCCGACAGGCCUCAAGGUGACAUAUACCCACCAAGUCGCGUCACCGACCUGACUGGGAGCCGCGUCGGCGAUCGUGUCACACUUGAAUGGACUGCACCUGGAAACGACUACGAUCACGGUACGGCAAAUAGCUACGAAAUCAGAUAUUUCGAAAGCGACGUCGACUUCGCGCAACUAUUUGAAACGUCCGGAAAAAUAAUCGAGAAAUACGACAUCGACAAUCUUGCUUACUCGCCGAAACCCUUCGGCGAACGCGAAAAGUGCGCGUUUAGUUUUAACCACGGUGCUGACGGUGGGCGCUACUACUUCGCCAUCCGGGCGAAUGACAAUUCGAACAAAGGUCCCGUGUCCAAUGUGGUAGAAGUGACUUUCCCUGCGCCGACACCACCCACGGUUGUUCCAGGAGAAGGGGGCACGCCAGACGCAAUCGUAACCGGUACGGAGAACGAGAACGACCGCAAUUACGCGAGAGGUGGUUUGACGUCCCUUCAACUUGCAUUAGCCAUCGUGCUUCCGCUGCUGUUUCUGCUGAUUCUGGCCAUCAUCGUCUUACUGGUUGUGUGCUUCCGGAGAAGAGGCAAACGAAGCAAGGGCUCGCAAGAAGGUUCGCCGCCGCCACCGCCCACGAGGGCGCGGCCCAUCAUCUCUUCUCCCAUCGCACAGAAGGGCUCGGCGACUCCCGAGAAAGAGGACAAAGCGAGCCCGUACGCGACGUCGCUCAUGAACGGCAGCAGCAUCAGUCCCAUUAACUCCUACUCGGCAGACUACCUCAUGGACCAGUAUGAAUACGAGAAAGCCAAGAGGGCGGCACAAAAUGGAACCCAGAGGACGCCGUCGGCGCCGCAGCGCGCUGAUCUGUCCUCCUCUUCAGAUGCACCCUCGGAAGAUCGAUCUCAUCGUCCUGAACAGGUAUGGACGACGCCGCAGGGCAGGGACGAUCGGGACGACAUCGGCCUGCCGGCCGUAAAGCCGUACGUGACCGAACUGAGGCCCCUGCAGAGCCCGCCGCAUGGCCCAGGAUCACGUCGCUUGCCUCCAGACUUCUCGACUGUGCCCAGGAGACAAACGUUUGUGUAACUGCGAAAGAGCGCGGCAUGAGAGCCUACGAGUGCGUUUAUACAAGUGCUACGGGCUUCUGUGUAUAGUGGGUUGAUCCCCUCAACCGCGUUCUGCCCGUGCCUGCGACAGCUGGGUCUGUCUGAAAGCGGACGAACGGUUUUGCUGUGAGGGAAGGCGGCAUACAUAUCCUGCACGGUCUCUGCAACUGCAGCUCUCGAUAAGGAAAGACAACAAGGCCGGUUGUGGUACUUGCGUGACGAUCGCGUGUGUGCUUGUUUACAGCUUGAGAAAGUCGUUUUGCAUUGCUUGAGCCGCUGCCCUAACAAUUGCGUCUUUUCUCGCUGUCCACGACCUCCUUUGUAACAGAAAAUCGUUAAAGCGUAUGCAUGCGCCAUUGUACCGAAGAUUUAGUUCACCUUCGGUAUAAACCUGUAAGGAAAGUGCGGCAGCCCCCCAUUUUCUCUAAAAUUUUUUUUAUUUCGUAUAGUAUAGAUGCUUUCUUCGGCGAGUGUUCAUGUUGCGGACUUGUUUGAACUUGCACGUCACCUUUCAUAUCGUUCCCGCGAGUGUGUAGUGUUGGCCACCCGAGCAUAUGUACAAAAUAGCAUCGUCUGUUUUUGCUUUAUUAUUGGUGUACGUUUCACCUUGCGCAGAUUUUUACUCCUUGUAAAUGUACUCAUAAGCUGAUACUGUAUUGUUUCAGUGUGUUCACCGUGAUGCGAUCAUAGCUAGAAAUUUUUAGCGUCAUAUCAUGUGUGUUGUUUUUACCGUAUGAAUACUGUGAGAACGAAAUUCAAUAGAAGCCAAGAGACAACGUCGCGUUUUUCCCAUACGUGCAUGUCAUUUUGAUACGCUCAGUUUAUUGCCUGCGCCAAAUGCAUCCGCUUCUAGUCCGUCGUAUGAUUAGAUGUAUGAAACGAAAGCUGAAUAAAACAAUUUCUUCAGUGAAUAACA
This is a messenger RNA of Dermacentor albipictus, 4391 nucleotides long. Its product is annotated as calcium-activated chloride channel regulator 2-like. The record is from RefSeq and is a predicted model, not a curated record. Gene Ontology annotation, molecular function: protein binding. NCBI's taxonomy places the organism in Eukaryota, Metazoa, Arthropoda, Arachnida, Ixodida, Ixodidae.